Messenger RNA from Pararge aegeria (speckled wood butterfly), 2929 nucleotides. It is a transcript of the gene Sf3b2, whose product is annotated as splicing factor 3B subunit 2-like. Gene Ontology annotation, biological process: mRNA splicing, via spliceosome. The coding region runs from base 150 to 2810 and encodes 886 amino acids. The record is from RefSeq and is a predicted model, not a curated record. The transcript is spliced from 13 exons. Gene Ontology annotation, cellular component: nucleus; U2 snRNP; U12-type spliceosomal complex. NCBI's taxonomy places the organism in Eukaryota, Metazoa, Arthropoda, Insecta, Lepidoptera, Nymphalidae.
UUGUCAUGAUAGUUGUCAACGCUCUAACCUCAUAUUUUCGUAUUUUGUUAUUGUUAUCUUUAAAGUAAAUGAAUAGUUCUAAGUUUUCGGUUCUAUUUUAAUAUAGCUAAUAAGAUAAAUAGUGUUCGUUGUACCAACCAACAUACAGUAUGGACGGGCCACCCGGCACUAGUUCUGCCAACAGUGGGCCGCUGGGUCCACCGCCGGGAAUGCCAAGCUUUCCUCCAAUACCACCGCCACCUAUGGGGACCGGAGGGAUGCCUCCACCACCUGUGGGACCACCUGGAGCUAUGCCCCCAGUUACUUCGCCUGCUCCACCUCCAAAUAUGCCCCCGCCAAAUAUGGGUCCACCGCCUGGUAUGAUGGGCAUGGGACCACCGGGUAUGGGUCCCCCACCUCCGCCUGGGAUGGGUCCUCCUCCGGGUAUGGGGAUGGGGCCAAUGGGACCACCAGGCAUGCCGCCACGAAUGCCGCCUAGUAUGAUGCGUGGAGGGCCAAACAUGAAGGGUAAUUUUAAUCCAGCAAUGGACUUAGGCCCGCCUGGAAUGGGACCGCCACCUAACAUGGGUCCACCAGGCAUGGGUCCACCAGGCAUGGGUCCACCAGGCAUGGGACCUGGGAUGGGUCCAUGGGAAGGACAAGGGCCACCUCCUGGGCCGCCAGGAUGGGUACGGCAGGGUAGAGGAGACGGCCCUCCAGGUUGGGAUGACCAGGGCGAUGAGCAAGAUGAUGAUGAUAGAGAAAAUGAUGACUCUGAUGCACCCCAAGGAUUAUUGCCAUCCUUGUUAACUAUGAAGAUUGAUACACCAGAAGAGUUUAGGAACAAAGUACAGGCUAUCCCUGCUCCAAUUGGUGUUGUGCUGCCAAAAGCUCUAGAAGAAGCGCUAGCAUAUAAGGAUCAAAGACAGGCUGCACUGGGAAAUGAAAAUGAAAAAGCAAACAAACAACCGCUAGCUCCACCCGCUCCUGUAAUAAGCACUGAGUAUGACGCAGAAGAGGAGGGCGACUCUGACGACGAUAACAUGCCUGAAGCACCAAUGCCACCUGUUAUUUCCAAACAAGAGACUCUCGCCAACAAAGCAAAUAAGAACAAACGCAAGAAAAAAAAGAAGAAGGUGGCUAAACAGAAGCGUAAAGAGGCCAAACAACAAGACACAGACAAAACUAAGAGUCAGAAAUCCAAAUCAAGUGAUAAGGAGAAUGAAAAAGAAGUUGAAAUUGAAUAUGUGCAAGAAAGUAUCCAUUUCCACGAGAUGGAGCCAAUGUACCGCCAGUUCCAUCGUAUUCUUGAAUCGUUCAAGAUUACAGAGAAGAAGGACGAAUUGAAAGACGAGCUUGGCAAGGAUGCUCCUAAACCAAGUCAGAAGCCACUCGAAAAGGUUACAGAUCAGUUCGCGGCUGAUGAAGAAGCAGUUGAGAAACACGCAGCGGACGAGAAGGAGCGUCUAUCGAAACGCAAGCUCAAAAAGCUGUCGCGACUGUCCGUGGCAGAACUGAAGCAGCUAGUUGCGCGCCCCGACGUGGUGGAGAUGUACGACGUGACCGCGCGCGACCCCAAGCUCCUCGUCCAGCUGAAAGCGCACCGCAACACCGUGCAAGUGCCGCGGCACUGGUGCUACAAGCGGAAGUAUUUGCAAGGCAAGCGUGGUAUAGAGAAACCGCCGUUCGACCUUCCGGACUUCAUCAAGAAGACUGGCAUCAUGGAGAUGAGGGCUUCGCUACAAGACAAGGAAGAAACCAAAACGCUCAAAGCUAAGAUGCGAGAACGAUCACGGCCCAAACUCGGGAAGAUUGAUAUCGACUACCAAAAAUUGCACGAUGCUUUCUUCAAAUGGCAGACAAAGCCCCGCAUGACAAUCCACGGCGAUCUGUAUUACGAGGGCAAGGAGUUUGAGACCCGGUUGCGUGAGAAGAAGCCGGGCGAUCUAUCCGAAGAGCUGCGAACUGCACUCGGUAUGCCAGUUGGACCCGGAUCACAUAAGGUUCCCCCACCAUGGCUGAUCGCGCAGCAACGCUACGGGCCGCCGCCGUCGUAUCCCAACCUGAAGAUUCCCGGUCUCAACGCACCCAUUCCAGACGCCUGUGCCUUUGGCUACCACGCCGGCGGCUGGGGCAAGCCGCCCGUCGACGAGGCCGGGAAACCACUCUACGGCGACGUGUUCGGACACCAGAGCCAAGGGCAGGAUGAUGCCGAAGACCAAGACAUCGACAGGACAAUGUGGGGCGAAUUAGAAUCUGAAUCUGAAGAGGAAUCCGAGGAAGAGGAAUCCGACGAAGGCGAGGGUGAAAACCAAGGAGAGAACGAUGUGGCAGCUGGAGUGGCGACACCUGGUGAGGGUCUCGUCACACCACUCGGCAUCAGCUCAGUGCCGCCAGGCGUCGAGACGCCGGACACUAUAGAACUGAGGAAGAAAAAGCUGGACUCCGAUAUCGAAGGCGGCGACACCCCCGCGUUGUACCAAGUUCUGCCCGAGAGGCGCGUGGGGUUGACGUCCGGUAUGAUGGCUUCAACUCACGUCUACGAUAUCAACGCGGCUAACCCUGGUAAGAGAGCUGUGAGCGCACCAGGGGUUAGUUCUGAUGCCGCGUCAGGAGGCGUGGAAGUAGCGCUCGAUCCAUCAGAGUUAGAACUGGAGCCUGAGGCUGUAGCGGCGAGAUACGAGAGACAUUUGAGAGAGACCAGGCCCAAAGGAAGAGAGGACCUGUCAGACAUGCUUGCUGACCACGUCGCUAGGCAAAAGAACAAACGGAAACGACAGCAAAAUACGGAUUCGAAGCAAGCAAAGAAAUACAAAGAAUUCAAAUUCUAAUUGUAUAUAUAUUAUAUAAGUUUAAUUGUAUUAUUUUAAGUAUGCAAAAUAGUAAUGUGAUUGUGAGUGAAGCUCACAUGUACUUAUUACCUGACGAAAAUAAAACACUGAAAUACUUA